CUCCCUUCCCAGCCUCCCUUAGCCUCCCCUCUAAAGGAAAGUGGUCCGAUGACAGUUUUUGAGCCUGUUGUGAUAGAAGUCAUCUGUAAUUUGGAAUAAAAACAACAGUAAUUACAGUUUAGCGCUUUCGUUUUUGGAAAGAAAGAAAUUUUUCAAUUCAUUUGGAAUUUGCGCGGAUAUUUUGUGAAAAUGUUGCGAAGAAUUACUCCGUAAUGGCAGGAAUUUUUUCCAUUAGUGAGGACGACUUUCAUAGCCAUUACUGGCCCAAACUGGAGUCCGCUAUCAACUUAAUUUUGCAGCAAAACCCAGGAGAAUUCAUCCCAAUAUCAUAUGAAGAAACGUAUAGUGCUGUUUACAAAUGCGUGUGCCAGCAACAUUCAGAAAGAUUGUAUGGAAAUUUGAUGAUAUUAAUCAGUAAUAUACUCGCCAGAAUCAGGGAGGAACUAGAGAGCCAACCCAUAGACAUGUACUUGAACAGAUUUGCAUAUAUAAUGUCACAAUAUUUGCAAAGCGUUGAAGGAAUUGCAGCCAUAUUCAAUUACAUGAAUCGAUUUUAUGUGAAGCCAAAGAAAAACAGUGAACUCAAGGCUGAGUUAUUAACAUUAUUUUCAGCAUCAAUUGCUGAUAAUGAGAAACUUUUUGAUAUUCUCAAUCACAGUGCAGCUCAACCAUUUUCAUCUGAUCCAAAAAUCUUAAUGUCAAUUGUCCAAGGGCUUUACAUGCUUAAACCUGAAUUUGCAGAAAAGAACCGAGAUUUAUUCUCCCGGUUUAUACCAAAUCUUGUUGGUCAUGCAAGCUCCUUGGAUCAGGAGAUACAGGAAACAAAAGCAUUGCAAGAAACCCUACGAAAUAAGGAAGAAUUUUUAAGAGAUUUUAGAGAAGAAUCUGGACUUAAACGAAGCAUUGAUGUUGCAGAAAUAUCAAUGGAUGGUCCCGUGAAGAAAUAUGAGCCAAUGACAUAAACAUUACAAGUGCAGUGAUUUUCUUAUUUACUAGUGUAAUGGAUAUGCCAACUGACAGAUUCAGUGGUUUGAUGUGUAAAUAGACAAGUGCUAAUAUUGGAUUAAGAAUCCUCGAUAUGUCCGUCUGUAUAAAUGUAUACUUCUAUUUAAAAUCAGCUCCUUAUUCUGCAUAAGCAGAGUAUAUAACAUAGCGUGGACAUAUGAAAAUAUGAAUUGGAAAUACAUAAGAUUUAAAUAUUUCUUGGACGAUAGCAUAGUAAUAUUAAAACUUAAGCACCAUAAGUGUUGUAAUGGUGAUAAUAUAACUUCAAGUCUGGUUCUCAUUAAUAGUAAUCACAGUCGGCCAUCAGGCCAUCAUGUAUAACAAUGUUGGUGGUGUGUGAUAAAGAAAUUAUAUUCAAAAUAA
Messenger RNA from Dendronephthya gigantea, 1368 nucleotides. RefSeq names its product CDK2-associated and cullin domain-containing protein 1-like. NCBI's taxonomy places the organism in Eukaryota, Metazoa, Cnidaria, Anthozoa, Malacalcyonacea, Nephtheidae. Gene Ontology annotation, biological process: ubiquitin-dependent protein catabolic process. The transcript has 8 exons. Bases 213 to 962 code for a protein of 249 amino acids. The record is from RefSeq and is a predicted model, not a curated record. Gene Ontology annotation, molecular function: ubiquitin protein ligase binding.